GCGGAGAGCCCGAGGUAGCCUAAUGAUGGAUUUUGAUGAGCGUGUUCCUUGUUCCUCUAACAUGUAUUUGCCAAGUUGUACUUACUACGUCUCGGGUCCUGAUUUCUCCAGCCUCCCUUCUUUUCUACCCCAGACCCCGUCUUCUCGCCCUAUGACAUAUUCCUACUCCUCCAACCUGCCCCAGGUCCAACCUGUGAGAGAAGUUACCUUCAGGGAGUACGCCAUUGAUCCCUCCAGUAAAUGGCAUCCCCGGAGCAAUCUGCCCCACUGCUACUCAGCGGAGGAGAUCAUGCACAGAGACUGCCUGCCGGCUACCAACACGGCCAGCGUGGGCGACAUGCUCGCCAAGAACUCGGCCAACGUCUACCACCACCCCACCUCCACCGUCUCCUCCAAUUUCUAUAGCACGGUGGGCCGGAACGGCGUCUUGCCCCAGGCUUUCGACCAGUUUUUCGAGACGGCUUACGGCGCCCCGGAAAACCUCAGCUCCUCGGACUACCCGGGCGACAAGCCCGGAGAGAAAAUGCCUCCGGCGGCGACCGCGGCCGCCGCCACAACUUCAAGUUCGGACGGCGGCUGCGGCAGGGACGCGGUGGCUUCGGCGGCGGCGGCGGCGGCGGCGGCCUCGGCGGCCUCGGCGGCGGCCUCAGCGGCGGCCUCGGCGGCCUCGGUGGCGGCGGCCGAGGAGAAGGACCGGCGGAGAAGGACCGAGAGCAGCAGCAGCCCCGAGUCAUCUUCCGGCAACAAUGAGGACAAAUCCAGCGGCUCCAGUGGACAACGCACCCGUAAAAAGCGCUGCCCCUACACCAAAUAUCAGAUUAGAGAGUUAGAGAGAGAAUUCUUCUUCAGUGUCUAUAUUAACAAAGAGAAACGCCUGCAGCUCUCCCGAAUGCUCAACCUGACCGACCGUCAAGUCAAAAUAUGGUUUCAAAACAGAAGAAUGAAAGAAAAAAAAAUUAACAGAGACCGAUUACAAUAUUACUCUGCGAACCCACUACUCUAAAACAAAAAAGCUCGUUCUCCAGGUUUGUUUGGGUUUUUUUUUUUUGGAGAUGAGAUUAAAUUCAUAUUUCGCCCUUGACACUGUCGAGACACAGGGUUAUUUUUAAAAAGGUGUGUAACUGGCCGGGACGCUGGGAACCAAAGUUCCCGUCGCAGAGCAUCAGCUGGGGACUGGGUUUGCUAUUGUUAUUAUUGUUGUCUUGAUAUUUACAUAUCAACUGGAUCCAUUGGAUUUUGGCCCUCGUGGCUUCCAUUUCCAGCAGGCCAGCCCCUCUACCGCUCUCAGAACCCGGUUCAUACCUCUUACUUUGAUAGACACUGCAGUCUUAAACUGAGAAGGUUUCUAAAGGGCGGAUAAAGCCAGUCAGAACAUACUUAGCUAUCCAGUUCUCCUGUCCCUCGUUCCAGAGAGAGGAAUGGCCUGUGUACGUGAACCCCUCAGCUCCAGCGUACACGUGGAGGACCACUGCAAAAUUCAACUGGGGGGGCGGGGAGGAGAGAUAAUCUUUGGACGGAAAAAGGGGACAGGGAAGGGGAAAUUCCUGUCUUAGAGCAGUGCCCCGUUUACCCCCUCCCCUCACCCCCCCCCCCCCAAUGACUGAAGAAAAAACAAACACGAAUUCUUUCAGAAGGCCAAGGUGGAGAAUGUGUACGGAUUUAGUUACUGAUAUUACCUUUUCUAUCGAGAAGAAGGAGAAAAUGACCAUAAUGAAACCCUUGAAAUGGAUUUCAUUCAGGUAAAGAUGUGCCCGAUCCCUUUGAAAACAAAAGCGAACCCAUAACCAGUAUGGUAGCCCCAGAGUUUACCCUCCCGUUCAAUUUCUAUCAACAGUCCAUGUGGGCUAAUGUUCGGAGACAAAUCAUGAUGCGUAUGUUAAAUCCCUGAACGAAAAUGGUCUGAGGGGACUUACUCUCCAAUUGGAAAGGGGAGAAAGAAAAGCAACUAACUUCCAAGCUUCUGGCUCGCAAGCUUUCUUCAGGAAAUACCUGUGGAGAGCGACAGUUUGGCAAAUACCACACAACACUUAAUUGAAACUUGGAUUUGUGCAAUGCACUAACAUCGGAUCAUUAAAAUAACUUUCAUCGGGUCGAGUUUUAGAAGGCAGAGAGAGAGGAAUUUAGCAACGUGCGCAGGGGCCAAAACAAUGUAAAUAUGGUCAUUCUGUUUUCAUAUGUUGUUGUGUCUACUUUAGAUGUCAUAAAAGCUCUACUUGAUGACUUCAGUCGGCAUCCACAAAGAAUGGAGAUUAGUUUGGAGUUAUUUUAAAAGAUAUAUAUAAAUAUAUAUAUAAUAAAUAUAUAUAUAUUUCCCUGCCGGAACCAAAGCGAUAAAAAUGCAAUUUAAAAAAAAAAGGAAAAAGAGAAGAGGAAAAUAUUUAAAAAUCUAUAUCUGUUUACAAAGGAAAUGAUGUUCUAUGGUUAGGGUCAUUUACUGUUAAGAAUAUUUGAAUGUAUGUUUCAUACAGGAACAGUGUUUUACAAGACUUGUAAAUAAAUAAAACCAUAACCUAUUUUGUUUGAAUACUUUUUUACAUUUUUUUUGUUUACUUUUGGGGACUGGAGGGAGGGGAUUAGGGGAUGGCCUUUUUUUUUUAAACUUGUGCUACACUUGAAUGGCGAUAAAGGAAUUUGGGAACAACCAGUUUAUCAAAUGGAUGUAGUUUCCUUCACACGGUUCACGAAAGGCAAUAUCUUUAUAUCCCAUCACUGUUUUAAGAAAUGUAUCAUCUCUAUGUAUGUACAGUGUUCUUUUCAUACGCGAACGAAUUGGGCUGCAUGUAUUCAUUGCAACAGGGCACAAGGAAAAUAAAAAAGUGGAAAAUUUA
Messenger RNA from Ornithorhynchus anatinus (platypus), 2828 nucleotides. It is a transcript of the gene HOXA11, whose product is annotated as homeobox A11. The coding region runs from base 23 to 1003 and encodes 326 amino acids. Gene Ontology annotation, molecular function: DNA-binding transcription factor activity, RNA polymerase II-specific; RNA polymerase II cis-regulatory region sequence-specific DNA binding. The record is from RefSeq and is a predicted model, not a curated record. NCBI's taxonomy places the organism in Eukaryota, Metazoa, Chordata, Mammalia, Monotremata, Ornithorhynchidae. Gene Ontology annotation, biological process: regulation of transcription by RNA polymerase II; anatomical structure development. The transcript is spliced from 2 exons. Gene Ontology annotation, cellular component: nucleus.